Messenger RNA from Staurois parvus, 498 nucleotides. The record is from the annotation of a GenBank genome assembly. Lineage: Eukaryota; Metazoa; Chordata; Amphibia; Anura; Ranidae.
UCCCAGGACCCUGCAUUCACUAUAUCUGGUCUCCCCGGACCCCGCAUUCACUAUAUUUGGUCUCCCCGGACCCUGCAUUCACUAUAUUUGGUCUCCCAGGACCCUGCAUUCACUAUAUCUGGUCUCCCCCGGACCCCGCAUUCACUAUAUCUGCUCUCCACGGACCCUGCAUUCACUAUAUCUGUUUCCCCAGACCCCUCAUUCACUAUAUCUGGUCUCCCAGGACCCUGCAUUCACUAUAUCCGGUCUCCCCGAACCCUGCAUUCACUAUAUCCGGUCUCCCCGGACCCUGCAUUCACUAUAUCUGGUCUCCCUGGACCCUGCAUUCACUAUAUCUGGUCUCCCCGGACCCUGCAUUCACUAUAUCUGGUCUCCCCACACCCUGCAUUCACUAUAUCUGGUCUCCCCGGACCCUGCAUUCACUAUAUCCGAUCUCCCUGGAUCCUGCAUUCACUAUAUCCGGUCUCCCCGGACCCUGCAUUCACUAUAUCUUGUCUC